Molecule: messenger RNA, 375 nt
Organism: Phytophthora nicotianae INRA-310
Lineage: Eukaryota; Oomycota; Peronosporomycetes; Peronosporales; Peronosporaceae
Exons: 2
Coding region: 1-375 (124 amino acids)
Source: RefSeq, a predicted model, not a curated record
AUGUCUCCACCUAACAAGCGCAAGAAGCACGCACGAAACUUUAAACGAAAGGCUGACGGCUCCAUCUACAAGCUCAAGCUAAACAAGAAUCUACCGUCCCGCCCUCCCAGUACAGAAGGCGCUCUGGCCAGUACUGCGACUAACCAGAGAGGUACGGGGUUAUUCGCUUCAACUCAAGCAAGACGCGGAAGAGAACAAGAAAUGUACGACGUAGAGCGCAACUAUGCGAAUCGCUGGAAAAACCUUCCAUGGAAACUCAAAGUUGACUUUGAGUUGGAGGCCAUCGACUUAGUGUGGCUGUACCAACCUACGCAGGAAGAAGCUACCUACACGCCGCAGCGAACGCACAACAAGUCAGUAUCACUAAUAGGUUAA